AUGGUGCAUGGGUGGAACCAGAUCUGUCACCUCAACAGAUCCCCUCCCCAGAACCAGAUCUGUCAACUCCACACGGAUCCCCUCCCCAGACCAGACUGUCAACUCAACAGAUCCCCUCCCAGGACCAGAACUGUGAACUCCAACAGAUCCCUCCCCAACCAGAACUGUCAACUCCAGACCAAUCACCUCCCCAGGAACCAGAUUUCUGUCACCUCCAGACCAUCACCUUCCCCAGAACCAGAUCUGUCAACUCCAGACCAUCACCUCCCCAGAACCAGAUCUGUCACCUCCAAGACCAUCACCUCCCCAGAUACCGAUCUGUUCAACUCCAGACCAAUCACCUCCCAGAACCAAUCUGUCAACUCAGACCAUCACCUCCCCAGAACCAGAUCUGUCAACUCCAACAGAUCCCCUCCCCAGAACCAGAACUGUCAACUCCAGACCAUCACCUCCCCAGAACCAGAUCUGUCACCUCCAGACCAUCACUCCCAGAACCGAAUCUGUCAACUCCAAGACCAUCACCUCCCAGAACCAGAUCUUCACUCCAGACCAUCACCUCCCAGACCAGAUCUGUCAACUCCAGACCAUCACCUCCCAGAACCAGAUCUGUCAACUCCAGACAUCACCUCCCCAACCAGAUCUGCAACUCCAGACAUCACCUCCCAGAACCAGAUCUGUCAACUCCAACAGAUACCUCCCCAGAACCAGAUCUUCUCCCCAGGAGCCGAACAAUUCCAACAGAUCCCUCCCCAGGACCAGAACUGUCAACUCCAGACCCCUCCCCCAUACCAGACUCUCCAACCCAUCACCUCCCAGAUCAAUCUGUCUGUCACCUCCAGGACCAGUGCCCCUCCCCCGUACCAGAUCUGUCAACUCCAACAGAUCACUCGCCCAGGACGCAUAAACUGUCAACUCCAACAGAUCACUCCCCAGGACCAGAACUGUCAACUCCAACAAUCCCCUCCCCAGAACCAGAACUGUCAACUCCAACAGAUCCCUCCACAGAACCAGAACUGUCAACUCCAGACCAUAACCUCCCCAGAACCAGAUCUGUCAACUCCAGACCAUCACCUCCCUCGUAUCAGAUCUGUCAACUCCAACAGAUCCCCCCGUACCAGAUCUGUCAACUCCAGACCAUCAACUCCCCAGAACCAAUCUGUCACUCAGACCUUCCCUCCCUGUACCAGAUCUGUCAACUCCAACAGAUCCCCUCCCCAGCCUUCUCACUAUGCAGUAACAUAUAUGCAUUGCAGCCAGCGGCAUCAUGCUGCAGAUAUACACGCAGGCGUAUACGUAUCAAUAACAACAGACACAAACACACUCCUCAUGGCUCUCAAGCUUAGGGUUCCUGGGGCCUCUGUCUCUACGUUCCUAAUUCUCUGA
Salvelinus sp. IW2-2015 is the source of this 1383-nucleotide messenger RNA. RefSeq lists its product as uncharacterized. The coding region runs from base 1 to 1383 and encodes 460 amino acids. The transcript is spliced from 2 exons. Lineage: Eukaryota; Metazoa; Chordata; Actinopteri; Salmoniformes; Salmonidae. The record is from RefSeq and is a predicted model, not a curated record.